UUUCGGACUAGCUAGACACCGACGUCACCGAUUCUCGCCGUCGGUUUUAUAGUAGGUGUGUUUCGCCUGCUUGUAUUAUAUAUUCCGAGUCUUUGACCCGCUGUUUUCGAGAGAGAGAGAGAGAGAGAUACACGUUACUGUAGCGGUGGGCACGCGUGCGUAUAUGUGCGCGGAGUAUCGGCGCGUGGUGGGGCAUCGAAUAUUAAGCAUCGCCGAGAGCCGGAUCGCAAGCUGACUGCGACUCUUGUUGUGUCGAAGACCGUCGAGGAUACAGAUCGUCGAGUUGAAGAGUUUUUGAGAUAAACAUGGGCGUACUCACCAAGCUCACGCGGCCACUGGCCAUUUACACCGUCGGAAGGGUUGGCCAGCGCGACUUCUCCAAUGUCGGCUUCGUGGGUCUGGGCAACAUGGGUGGCUUCAUGGCGAAGAACCUGCUGAAGAAGGGCUACAAGCUCACGGUCUUCGACAUCAACAAGACGGCCAUCGAUAACGUGGUGAGCGCCGGAGCCAAGGGUGCCGAGAGCGUAGCCGAGGUGUCCCAAAAUUCCGAGGUCAUCGUCACCAUGCUGCCGAUGAACCAGCACGUGUUGGAUACCUACACAGGCAAGGACGGUAUCAUCAGCUCGGCGAAGAAGGGCACCUUCCUGGUGGACAGCAGCACGAUCGAUCCGUCGGUCUCCCAAACCGUCUUCAAGGCAGCCCAGAAGCAGGGUCUCAGAUUCGUCGACGGUCCGGUCUCCGGAGGUGUGAUCGGUGCCAAGAACGGCACCCUGACCUUCAUGGUCGGCGGUUCCAAGGAGGACUACGAGGCUUCCAAGAGCUUCCUGGAGGGUAUGGGCUCCAGAGCAGUCCACUGCGGUGACACCGGUAUGGGACAGGUCGCCAAGAUCUGCAACAACAUGCUGCUCGCCAUCUCCAUGAUCGGUGUCUCCGAGGCCCUCAGCCUCGGCGAGAAACUUGGACUCGACCCGAAAAUCCUGACGGACAUCGUCAACACGAGUACCGGACGCUGCUGGUCCUCCGAGGUGAACAACCCUGUCCCCGGCAUCAGCCCGACCGUCCCCAGCUCCAACGACUACGCGGGCGGUUUCGGCACGUCACUCAUCGCCAAGGAUCUCGGCCUGGCCCAAGCGGCGGCUACCCGUGCCAAAUCCCCCAUAGCCCUGGGAUCACUCAGUCACCAGAUCUACAGGACCAUGGAAGCCCACGGCCUCGGCGGUAAGGACUUCAGCGUCGUCUACCCCUUCAUCCGCGGCGAGAACGUCAAGAAGUGAAUUAGACUUUCCUCCAGCAUCGCUAUUCUUCUUCUUUUUUUUUUUUUAUAAUCUACCUUAUCUGAAAGCACAUAUAUACGAUGUUACACGCGUUGUAUAUGUAUAAACAAAAGCGAAGCCUUAUCUCCGGCUCCGAGGCUCAUUAGCCUUUUUUUUUCUUUUGUAGCGGUCUAAUGGGGGAGACGGAGAUAACAGAGUGUGUAGCGGCUCGUGGCCGUUUUACACGCGCGAGUCGAUCUCUGCGUGGUAUCGCGUACGUUUUUAUUGCGCGACGAUAUUAAACAUGUAAACGAGAUUUUAAUGUAUUUUCGUACGACAGUUUUUAAUUACAGAUUUGCAUAUUUUGUUAAGA
This is a messenger RNA of Nasonia vitripennis (jewel wasp), 1626 nucleotides long. RefSeq names its product 3-hydroxyisobutyrate dehydrogenase, mitochondrial. Gene Ontology annotation, molecular function: 3-hydroxyisobutyrate dehydrogenase activity; NAD binding; NADP binding. The transcript has 6 exons. Gene Ontology annotation, biological process: L-valine catabolic process. Lineage: Eukaryota; Metazoa; Arthropoda; Insecta; Hymenoptera; Pteromalidae. Gene Ontology annotation, cellular component: mitochondrion. The coding region runs from base 306 to 1274 and encodes 322 amino acids. The record is from RefSeq and is a predicted model, not a curated record.